AUGGCGUCUUGCACAUCGCUACUCGCCGGCACCGGCGUUUCCUCGCUUGCGUUGAUCCAGGAUGCCAAAUCCACCUUUCAACGCAACACCGUGGCUCUCACAACUCGGCCGUCUGGUUUCCGUCAGAAGGCGACGGUGUCCAGGCUGCAAAUCGUCGCCAUGGCUGGCAAUGCUGGGGGUGUUGAGCCCGACCUGAGCGAGGAGUCACGGGCGGCAUGGCUAACUGCUGGCGAGGAGAGUCAGCAGGAUGGGAGCUUCAAGUACGGCAAGGUGGAUGGUGCUCAUUCUUACCACGAGGGCGAUGAUGGCGAGUUCUGGAGUAACGUCGACGCCUCCCUCAAGGAGGCCGGUGGCCCUGUUUCAACUGAACAAAAGGGACUUGCAUGGGCGUUUCUUCCAGCAUUCUUCGCUGGUGUUGCAUUUGGCCUCCCACCGUCAAAGCCUACACAUUUCGAGCCUGACAUGUACAAGAUUAAGUGA
Molecule: messenger RNA, 480 nt
Organism: Closterium sp. Naga37s-1
Lineage: Eukaryota; Viridiplantae; Streptophyta; Zygnematophyceae; Desmidiales; Closteriaceae
Source: the annotation of a GenBank genome assembly